This is a messenger RNA of Suillus bovinus, 1279 nucleotides long. RefSeq names its product WD40-repeat-containing domain protein. Gene Ontology annotation, molecular function: protein binding. Lineage: Eukaryota; Fungi; Basidiomycota; Agaricomycetes; Boletales; Suillaceae. The record is from RefSeq and is a predicted model, not a curated record. The transcript has 6 exons. Bases 118 to 1077 code for a protein of 319 amino acids.
UCCGCGGACGGGACAGCAAGAGUGUGGAAUGUCGAGAGUGGCAAACCAUUGAUAGUCCAGGUAAUCCAGACGGGACACGAGUCGGUAUACGUGGUGAGCUACUCACCCAAAGCGACGAUGAUUGCAACAGGAGGGUACAAAGAAGAUGGAAUCAAAAUCUGGGAUGCAAAAACCGGCAAGCUGCUCUCAACAGUCAAACACGAAUAUGCGGUUUGGAGCUUGGCAUGGACGUCGAAUGAAAAUAAGCUUAUAUCCGGCUCAGGGAAUGGCUCGCUUAGGAUAUUCGACACUGCCACAUGGCAGGAGAUCGCCGUUCUGGACGGUCACAAACAGGUUGUUGAGGCCAUCGCUUUAUUUCGCAAUGACCGCCUCCUCGCAAGUACAUCAUGGGACAAAACGGCACGUCUCUGGAAUUUGGACAAUAACCUCUCCAUCGGUCUACCCCUCAAGCACGCAAAGGAUGUCGAGUUUGCAGCCUUUUCUGCGGACGGAAAGAUGCUAUCCACAGCUUGCGCUGAUGAAAACGCAUACGUGUGGGACAUUCACGCCAUCCUCACAGCCUCUGGCCUACAAAACCUCCUGUCCAUACCUGCACAACAAUCUGGACUCAAUAAGAAGAAGUCAGAUGCAAUAGCUAAUGCUGGGCAACGUCCAGCCUCCCUUCCACUACCAGGUUUGCUUGAUGACUUGCAAGAUUGCGAUCGUUUCCCCACGAGCAACAAUACCAUUUCUCAUCCGUUGGUACAUCGUCGCCGCCAUGCUUCCGCACCCUUCUGGGAGUCGCGUCCACGUACGCUCCAAGUCCGCCUUCUUCAAAUUUUCCACCCUCCACUGGCACAGCUCGACCCUGAUGAAUCAAUCGAACUCCAACAACACUCAGGGCCCAGUACUUCCUCUUUUCCUACUCGUCUUGUCGGAGUUGCUGCGCAACAAGACAACCAAGUGUCGCACGUUGCCCUACCACCAGAACAAGCUAGCGAUAAGGAGAAACGCAUCAAAAAGUCUACAUGGUGGAAUCGUUUCAUCCUGUUCCUCUUUUGUGCGUCUCACUCUUCCGUUGAUGGUCCAAAUUCAUAGUGAGUAGCACAUGUGCAAUAGUUUUCCUGUAUUCCUGUUACUUUGUUUUUUGUCUUGUUGUAGAAUGUCUUUUGCUAUCUUAUCGAUUACGUCGGUUGACAUCUCACAUCCUAACUUGUACGUUAAGAAAUGACGCUACGUACUGUAUAUUCCAUCCACGUGCUCCAGCGCCGGACUCAGUUACUAUGCGUGAAUGCUCCUC